This is a messenger RNA of Diversispora eburnea, 723 nucleotides long. The record is from the annotation of a GenBank genome assembly. Lineage: Eukaryota; Fungi; Glomeromycota; Glomeromycetes; Diversisporales; Diversisporaceae.
AUGAGUUCUUCACUUUUUGGUUCUCUACAAAAUGUUAUUACCCCGGAACAACAGAACAUAAAAACAUCUUUACAUAGCAAGAAACCAUCACUAAAAUUAAAAGUAUCUAAAGUAUCUGAAUUACUUCCCCCAGAAUCUACUAUAAAUUAUCAUCCUCCCACUGAAGGAUGCGCUUCUCCUAUGAUUGUUGGCCCUUCAUUUUUAUCACGUGGAAAAUCAGUUAGUAAUUCUAAUGAUAAUAUCGGUCUUCCAAAAUCAAAAUCAUUUAAAACUUCAUUAUUUCAAAAUCCACAAGAAGUUGGUCUUCAUAAUGAUGAUGAUAUCUCACCAAUUUAUGAUGACAUAAAAUCUAGAACAUUAUUAAAUUGUACUUCAUCUUCUCAAAAAUAUAAAAGCAAUUCACAUUCAUCUUGUGAUGAAGAAAUUUAUAGUCCUCAAAUAUCAACCCCCGUAAAGGUACCUUUACCAAUAUAUUAUCAAAAUUUUUCAAUAAUGGAAGAACUUUUUGAUCCACAUGAAGUAACGAAUAGGAAAAGAAGUGAUUCUUCAGCAUCUAAUUUUUCCGUGUCAUCAACAACAUCAACAACUUCAGGAAUAUCAUUACAUUCUUCAUCUUUGUAUACUAGUAAUAUACCACCAUUAUGCUCUUCAUUUAAUGAUUAUAUUGGAGAAUCAAUCUAUUCAGAAAAUAAUUUAAGGCAAUUAUUGUAUAAAUACACAUAA